AUGUCGUGGUCAGGCUUCAAGAAGGGCGUCAACCGGGCGACGACCCAGGUUAUGAUGAAGACUGGCCAUGUCGAACGCACCAACGACCGCGAUUUCGAAACCGAGCUGCGCCGCUACCGCACCAUGGAGACGGCCGCGAACAAGCUGCAGAAGGAAGCGAAGGGCUAUCUCGACUCUCUACGAGCUAUGACGGCCUCGCAAAUGCGUAUUGCCGAGACGAUUGAUGCUUUCUACGGAGACGCUGGAGCCAAGGACGGCGUGAGCAGAAGCUACAAGGAUGCCGUCGCCGACCUGGACGCCGAAACUAUCAAGGCGCUGGACGGUCCGUACCGGACCACGGUGCUGGAGCCCAUUUCGCGAUUCUGUGCCUACUUCCCCGAGAUCAACGAAUGUAUCAAGAAGCGCGGCCACAAGCAAACGGACUACGACGCCAUGCGCGCCAAAGUGCGCAAGCUGACGGACAAGCCCGACAAGGACCCCACGAAGCUGCCGCGCGCCGAAAAGGACGAGCAGCUGGCCAAGGCGGCGUACGACCAGCUCAACGAGCAGCUGACCAACGAGAUCCCGCAACUCAUCGACCUGCGCGUGCCCUACCUCGACCCCUCGUUCGAGGCGCUCGUCAAGAUCCAGCUGCGCUUCUGCGCCGAGGCCUACUCGCGCAUGGCCCAGGUCCAGCAGUACCUCGACGCCGACGUGCGCGAUCAAUACGCCAGCGGCCAGCUGGAUCAGCGCGUCGAGGAGGUGUUGCAGGAGAUUCGCGAGUUGAGCAUUGCCGGAACCGUCUAA
Lasiodiplodia theobromae is the source of this 786-nucleotide messenger RNA. RefSeq names its product Amphiphysin. The record is from RefSeq and is a predicted model, not a curated record. NCBI's taxonomy places the organism in Eukaryota, Fungi, Ascomycota, Dothideomycetes, Botryosphaeriales, Botryosphaeriaceae. The transcript has 5 exons. Gene Ontology annotation, biological process: endocytosis; actin cortical patch localization; actin filament organization. Gene Ontology annotation, cellular component: Rvs161p-Rvs167p complex; actin cortical patch; mating projection tip. Bases 1 to 786 code for a protein of 261 amino acids. Gene Ontology annotation, molecular function: protein binding; lipid binding.